AUCUCCGCUCCGGCCCCGAUACCUUCGAGUUCACAUGCCUGUUGCCGAGCACAUCGGCCAGAGCCAUUUUCAAACCAACGGUUCUAUUGGACUGAGAUCAACCUUCUACAGAAUCUAGAAGCAGUAAUCUGCAAUCCUUCCACUGCAGCCAACUCGCAACUUACUCACGCAGAACCUAAGCAGACAAGGGGCUGACGGCUUUUACGGUGUGGUUGUAAUGACUUAGAGGGGCGGAAUCACCUGACAGCGCGCAGUGGCUUUAUUCUGAAUGCUGUAUCGUCGUCACAUCAAGCAAUCAAGGAGUGCGACAAGUACAAAUGGCACUGUCCGCCCGUCACGGUCAUGCUCUAGAAGCAAUCAUUUCUCAGGCAUCCCGGAGAUCUAAAACCUGGCUGAGCACUUAAUGUCCCGAGGAUGUAUGUGAUACGUCAGUGUCACAGACAAGGGCGCAUCUCAGCCCGCCAUGUUCGGAGCGCGCCACAUAAUCCCGGGAUCGCCAGAGGAGUCAGACAGCUUCCUAGCUCUCGUAGCAGACGCACGUCAGCUCAUCUUCCUGUUCAGGAGGCGACGUGCACUUAUAAACCUUCGUCUUUUCGGUUAUCCACUCAAGAUCACGACGGGCGCUCAUGUCUCAAAAGUAAUCAUCAUCACCACCUUGCAUAGCUCAACAACCACCAUGUCCUCAGAUGGGGAUAUCAAGACGCAUCGAGGCAACUGCCACUGCGGGGCCUUCGUCUACGAAGCCAAGCUGCCCGAGAUCACGUCGUACACCGAGUGCAACUGCAGCAUCUGCCGCAAGAAGGGUUACGCGUACCUGAUCCCGAACGAGCUGCAUGUCGUCAAGGGAAACAUCGACAACCUGGCAACUUACACCUUCAACGACGGCGGGUUUGCCCACCGCUUCUGCCCCAGCUGCGGCACUGCUGUCCUGGCGUCCUCGCGGCAGAGGACUAUUAUCAAUGCCCGAACCCUACAGAACCUGGACUUGUCGACCCUCACUGUCAAGCCGUUUGAUGGGAAAGCAUUGGGCCCUCCCUACGAGCCCGCCGUGUACAAAGGCCCCGAGCCGGCUGUCGCAGAAGGCGGCAAGAUAUACCAUGGCUCGUGCCACUGUGGCAGAGUGACCCUAGCUGCCAGGGUCGACAAGCCCUUGGAGCAGCGGGACAUCACGGUCGAUGAGGAGAGGAUCUGCGAGUGUAACUGCAGCGCCUGCAGCAGGGGUGCGUACAUCUGGAUCUAUACGCGCAUGGAGGACACGGUCAUCGAAGGCGAAGAAAAUCUAGAUUACCUAUUAUUCAACACGAAACUCACUCGCAAAGGCUUCUGCCGGCACUGCGGAGUCCAUGUCUGCAACGCACCUAUUCCACUUACUGAUGCGGAAGAAGAAGCCUUGGAAGGUUCUGCCAGGGGUUGGCGGGAGAAGACCAAGGUCUUGCGACCGAUCACGUUGAGAGUCCUGGACGAUUUCGACUUCAAGACUGUGGAAACCCGAAAGCUUGACGGAUGGAACUUUAUAAAGCCCUUGUACGUCAAUCCUUGACGAGGAAGAGCUAGCAUGGUAGACAUUGAUUGUUGUUACAAUUGAAACCGCCACGUCUUCGAGAAACACAACCUGUCAUCACGGAUGCCCCUCUGGCUCAAUUGCCUAUCUGAUUGCAUAUGGGAGGUCAUCCCAUAGAAGGCUUUGCUCCAGGGUACCCUGUAGGAAGUUGGUCUCACAGGCAUGUGGGUACUGAGGAAUGACCGUAUGAUGUUGUUUAUGCUGUGACAAGUAGCGAACAUCUGUGCAAAGCUAAUACCUGGUUAAGGGGUGUGAAGCUCCUCUCACGGGAUUGGGCAUUGAAUGUUAAAAGGCG
Molecule: messenger RNA, 1856 nt
Organism: Diaporthe batatas
Lineage: Eukaryota; Fungi; Ascomycota; Sordariomycetes; Diaporthales; Diaporthaceae
Exons: 6
Coding region: 464-1540 (358 amino acids)
Molecular function (GO): carbon-sulfur lyase activity
Source: RefSeq, a predicted model, not a curated record